AUGAGUUGGCGAUCACGAAUUGUGCAGGUAACUGGUGCAACCUCUGCCAGCAUCCUUCUUCAGUGUCUGGGCAGGAUUGUGUUAUAUUUUUCCUGUAUAUCAUCAACUUUGUAUUACCCUAGUAGUAUCAUUUUCUCAGCUGAGGUCGACUUCUAUACCAUCGGCCUUGAGAAUUGGGAGAACCUUGAUGGGCUCACAGAAAAGCCAUUCGGUCCCCAUAGAACAACUCAAUUAUUCGUAACGCUACAAAGAGGAUUUCUUAUAGAACUAAGAUCACGAAUUAACCAGAAAUCAAACACACUCUUUGGUUCGCUGAUCCAAGUUCUGGGAGACCGACCGCGCCCUGUGAAGACCCGCCUCGGUCAGUUCAAGAGCGAGAAGGAGGCAGUGCGGCAGUGCUUCCUCUUCAGCAAUCACCUGAUCGUGGCCACACGGACGUCGGGAGGAAAGCUCCACCUGGUCGCCAACGUGGGAAAAGUCCCUCUCAACGACGCCACGCUUAUCGAAGACCCGACUGAGCAGGUUACUCAGGACGACGAUGGCGAAUCUGCCUCCGUGUGCUCGCUUUCGUCCCAGAGUAGCGGAGUUAGCGAUAGUUCAGCUGCUACAAGUAGCGGUUCCGGCCCGGGCAAGAACUUCCCGGUGGAGCAAGCCAAUCUGGACUUUAAGAUCAUCGUGGAACAGAAGAGCGGAUCUCCCAUUACACUCCACCUGGUCGCGCCCACGAUGCAGGAGAAACAAGCUUGGAUCAGUGAUAUCAGCCAGUGCCUUGACAAUGUACACUUCAACAACCUCUUCAGGUCGUCAAUGUCAGACACGUCGUCCGUCACAAUGCCACACUUCAUCAAGAAUGACCCUAAGCUCUUCAAGGAUGACAUUGACAUUCGCUUCUCUAGGACCCUCAAUUCGUGCAAGGUCCCCCACAUCCGCUAUGCCACGCCCGAGAGGCUCCUGGAACGCCUGACGGACCUGCGCUUCCUCUCGAUCGAUUUCCUGAACACCUUCCUGCUCACCUACCGGGUAUUUACCGACGGCGUGACGGUGCUGGAGGCGCUGAAGAAGGUCUACUACAACCCGGACGUCCAUGAUCAGAUGGCUGAUUCGCGGGACUCGUCUGUGGAGAGGUCCCCCGAGUACGUAGCUUCGCCCCCGCCGGACUUCGACAGCGGAAGGAACUCCCCGAGAAGAACCUCCACCUUCAGCCCUUUCCCAGGUAUCGAAGAGGAACAGCGUGAGCAAGAGGAGCGUCGCGUCCGGGAGGAGUCCGACCCCCCCGCCGCGGCCCCACAGGGAAGCGCGGGAGGGUCCCAGGAGGGCCCCAACCUCCCCGUCAGUGCCCCCAACUCUCCGUUCAGCCCCAAGAAGGUCACCAUCCGGACGGACGACGACCCCAAGUACCUCACCAUCCCCAAGGGUCGCCGCGUCGCCGGCUCCACGUCCUCGGCUGAUACACUUAUUGGCGAUGAGAGCAUGAGUCAGCCGGACAGCCCGACGGACGCAUCCACCUCAACCCUGACGGGCGCGGGGCCUGCCCUCCAGGGCUUCUCCGACUGGAAGCUGCCCUUCGACAGCGAGCGAGUGUCCAGGACGCGCCGCCCUUCCAAGAUCCUGGACGUGAUCACCUCUCCGCCCCGUCCUGGCUCCGGGCCCCGGCGCUCGCUGCCGCCCAGGAUGUCCUCGCUCGAGGAGCACCGUCAGAUGGAGACCGUGACCUCAGGUUCAGAGGCCGAAGAUGAGCAGGACCCCGUGGCCGGGAUGGGCGCACGACGACGCUCCGCCGCCCGCUCCCACAGCGCCGCCCCGAGCACCUCCUCGCCAGGGUUCCUCCUCGUCGGGCCACGCGUCAGGGGCGCCAAGAGACUCAGCUGCGAGAGCGACACGGGCGGCCUGGCCUCCCCGCGCUCCAGCGUCCACACCGCCACUCCGAGGUCAUCCUUCCAGGUGCCAGACUCGCCCUCACACUCCGUGCCAAGGGUCGGGGUCGUCAUUACAUCCUCCCGACAGUCUCAGCGAAGGAGCAGCAGUGCCUCCGCAGCGGCCGCUUUUGCAGUGGCCACAGCGGGAUCCAGCAACCCGAGGGACAUCCCCAAGACUCCACCCCUCGGCAGGUUCUCCGUCGGGGGCGAGGGACGUCGCUCCUCCUUCAGGGAACGUCCAUCGCGACAGGAGUCCAUUAUCUCUACCGCUGCCACCAUGCGAGUCCUCAACGUCCUUCGCCACUGGGUCUCUAAGCAUUCCCAGGACUUCGAGACGGACUUGCGGCUGAAGACCCUCACGAUCGAGUUCCUGGACGAUCUGGUGUGCUGCCCGACCCUCCUGCCAGCUGAACACAAGGCCGCCUCGCAGUUACUCAGGUUACUCACCAAGGAGGAGCCAGCCAAUCCGCGAGUGGAUCUGAACACUCUCCUCGCCCCGCCCACCUUUUGUUUGGAGUCUGCCUGCCUGCACAUAGAACUCCUGAUGCUUGUGUUUCAGUACUUUAACAUAUGGAAGAAGAUGACCCCAAGCAAGGAGAGCAUCGAGACCCUGUCAGCGCUCGAGGUGGCCGAGCAGAUGACGUACAUCGACCAUCAGAUCUUCGUGGCCAUCAGGAGCGAAGAGUUCCUGAAGACCGCCUGGAUGAAGGACGACAAGCAGCAGAAGGCGCCAUAUAUCCUUCUGAUUACUCGGCGCUUCAACGAGGUGUCGCGUCUGGUGGCCUCGGAAAUCAUUCGAGGAGCUACCCUGGCCUCGCGCAUCGCCGUCAUCGAGAAGUGGGUGGCUGUGGCUGACAUCUGCCGUUGCCUCCAUAACUACAAUGGCGUUUUGCAGGUAUGCGCUGCCUUCCAGAACUCAUCCGUGUUCCGGCUAAAGAAAACAUGGGAGAAAGUGUCUAAAACGACACGCCAGACCCUCGAGAAGCUUCAGGCCCUCGUCUCCUCCGACGGCAGGUUCCGCAGCCUCCGCGACGCCCUCCACAGGUGCGACCCGCCUUGCAUCCCUUACCUGGGCAUGUACCUGACCGACCUCUCCUUCAUCGAGGAAGGCACGCCGAACUUCACAGAAGAUACGCUACUCAAUUUCUCCAAGAUGCGAAUGAUCGCCCACGUGAUCCGAGAGAUCCGUCACUUCCAGCAGACACCUUACAAGAUCGAGCACAACCCGCGCGUCACCGCCUACCUGCUGGACCCGAGCCUGCUCCUCAGCGACGACAACCUGUACCGGAUGUCCCUCGACCUGGAGCCCCGACGGUCAACGCUGACCCAUGUCAACGCGCCCCUCCUCACCGCCGCCACUUCCUCCGGCUCGUCGUCGAGUUCUUCCUCCUGACAGCGGCGGCGGACGGCAGGGGAGAUCUGGGUGAGCCUAUGAGGUCCGCCCCCCUGCAGCCGCAUAGCCGACCAGGGGGGGAAUAGUAGGUCUUUCGCCGCUCUAAAUCUCUUGGGACGCCUCGAAUGGCGCGUCCUCGCAGCCACGACUACGGCGGAAGGCGGUGGCAGCAGCGACCACCGUAACAAACGAUUGUGACGACAUCCAUUCAUGACCUUAACUAUGAUGAUACUACACGGAGACGUGGCGGCGGGUGGUGAUUCUUUGGAUCUCUAUGAUCAUCAGUCUCUCUUUAUACACAUUUAGCCAGACUUCCCUGCAGUGAGUAAUGGGGAAAUAAUUUUCGUCUAUGAUGGCGAAAAAUAAAAUGGCUUUUUCCCUUUGUAGUUACCUUGAAGAGAAAUGUUCUAAUAGCAUUUGAGAUUUUUUCGAUGGGCUUUUGAUUAUCUCAUAUCAACGACAGAUUGUCAUCGCGACAUUAUCCUCGGAAUUUGCUUAAGAUCUAUUCACAAUCACUUUGUAAGAGAUUCUAUAGUCAUACCUAGAAGAUUUUUCACAAGAUAUACACCCACAGCGUCACGUCUACGUCUUAACAUAACCCUAUUAAGACCACACCCUGACUCAACUUUUCCGAUUUAUAUUACCAGAUCAUUCUGUCUGACUGAAAGGAGUGACGAGAUUCCCUGGCUGAGUGUCGAGCCGUAGUAUCCACGCACCUCCCCACUAUCGUUUUCGUAUCCAUCUGGACGUCUACCUGAUAAUCAGUGCGAGGUAGCGUGGGAUGACAAAAUUCUACUGGAUUGUAGGUUGUCAUUCUACUACGAUGACGUUCUCAGAACUCUAGACAGUGGCUAAGCAGUGUUGUCACAAAGAGCUGUACAUGGAAAUUGCUGCUGACCCAGUAACGUCGUGAGGCCAAAGACCCAAGUUUAUGGUGUCUAGCUAUGCCGUAUUCUAUUACUCUCCGAUUCGCUACGCUGUGUUACUUUUCAUCCUCUCUAAUGUUGGUGUAAGUAGUCGCUGGGGAUGUAAAGUCGUCACGAGCCUCUAAAGACACUCGCAAAGGUCAGAGAAAUGUCCAACCUCUUCGUAUUGCCACUCGACGUUCAGUAUCGUUUCGAGAUCGACCAGUUGCUUUUAGCGUUUUAAAGCCAUGGAUGAUGCUGCGUUGGGCCAUUCUCAAAUUCAUGUCCUCCUGUAGGUUUUACUUGGCUGGACAGGAAUAUCCGUAUAUCGACGUUGUAUUAUACUUGUCCAAAAUAGUGUUUACUUAAUGCAUGGUGAAUAAUUGUAAAAUGAAGUUGCAUUUUCUGAUAUUCCGCAAUAUCUAAAGAUAUAUUUUUUCCAACUUUAGGGCUUAUUGAUGUCUUUUCUUAAUACAGUGGAUAUGCAUGUUUGUAAAUGCAUAAUCACACGUACCGAGAAUUACCAGGAGUGUGUUCCAUGUGGGUUAUAAAGUAGCAAUCAAGUGUCCUAACUUCUGUUGCUCACUCUCCCUUGCCUUGUUACUGUGCCUCUACUCUUAGCGGCGACGCUGCACACCCACCACUUGGCUGAUCUGCUUCCCUGGUUCAGGUCGGGUCAGCCAGACUUUCCAGGUCACUUGACCAAGUGUUUCCAUUAUCCCUUUACAACAUUUGGUACCGAUUUUAACAGCCUGCCGUUUUUCAUAAUCUGGUGGGUUGGCAGAGUGCCGUUCACUUAAUGCCACGGCCAACCAUUAGUACAGAGAACCUCAGGCCACCCACUGAUGUUUUUCAUUGGUUACGAGAAGGACCAGCUCCUCCCCCACGUGAGGACGCCCCGCCCUCUCUGCACACGACACCACAUCCAAGAAAUUGGUACUUCUGUAGUCUUGGCGGCAUUUAUAUAUGAAUUUACGUCGAAUUGCCAAUUUUUUCAGCAAUAUUUACAUAUAUACGUCUAUUUUAAUAUUCCGAUAUUCUAUAUGCUAAUGCCAUAUGACGUUACAUAAAUCAAUCGUAUGGCAAGGUCGCUGCUGCUUUUCAAAUUUUGGAGCUUUCUACCUCCGAACUUUUUCCCCGUUGAGUCUGGUCUGGCACAGUGCUUAUUACGAGUUGUGAAUAGCAAGUUCUCCUUGGAAUCUCCGCCGGGUUUUUGCAAUACUGGAGGUUUAUCACCAAGCUAGAACCCAGAUAUUCCCAGAUGCAGACUUGGUGUAUUCUUGUCUGAUUUACUUGCAGAUGUAAAACCUUCAUGGAGCUUUAGUUGGCCCGCCUGAUGUGGAAGAAACUGUGGAGAGAGGCUAAGCCAGUGUGAAGGGAUUAGUUUAUAGGUGUAGUUUUAUAUGAUAGGGAUGAUUAGAUGUUACUACCCGUUAGAUAAUCGUAGAGAAUUGUUCUUAAUACUUUUAUAUAGUAGUGUGUACCUGGAAAACCAUCUACUGUUGUGUUUGCUAAUAAUAACUCGGUCUGCCAAUCUUCAUUCCCGCCCCAGAUAGCAAGUUGGGCAACGUUUUCGCGACGAUGGGAGAACUUUGCAGUUAGCCUUCCUUUGUGUACUCUUAGACCUCGAUGCUCUUAGCAUUACAGUCCAUAAAGAUAGGAUAGACUGCAUUCAAGAUAUUUAUUGUACAUAUAUUUAUACAUUGAUAGUAUGGACAGACAGCAGAAGUUCCCUAGUUGAGAAGACAUCAUGUGCACAUUUUGGUGGCGUAGUCAGUGGGCCUUACGGUGGCCUAGUUUAGAGUAGGCCAGUAGAGGGCCAAGUUUAAGUAGCCUAGUGUGAAUAGCAGGCUGUGUAAUGGCCUGGUGUGAACAUUAGACUGUUUGAUGGCCAUGGGUAUAUUUGGUCUAUGGUGUACCAACCCGCUUCAAGCACAAACACUUGGAACACUGAGAAACAAAUGCCCACUUAGUUUAGAGUAAGGCCGGUAGGUGGCCUAGAGUAGACAGAAGGCCAUUAGGGGCCUAGAUUAACCUAGUAGAGUUCAGACAACCUUAGCGCACUAGGGAGUGUACCUUACGAUGCUUCAGCUUGAGUCUGUCUUUCACAUAUCAACAAGGCCGACCUCCCCCCCCCCUCCGACCUCAGCGUUCGAGUCGGAGCGUCGGCCAAACUCUCCGCCUCUUCCUGUGUCUAGAGUAUUAUUGUUUAGGAAAAUGACAUAAAUACAUAAUUGAAAUAAAAGCCUAAGAGUUGCAUCUAGAAACUUGCACAUUUGCCGUUUCUUGUUUGGAUUCAGCUUUAAGAGAUUUUUACCUAUAGUAAUUUCGUAUUUGCCAGUCAUGUUCAUGGUGUAUAACUUUAUAUACUGCACAAGAUACCAGCUGAAUGAUAGUAUGACACCUCUAAAUUCAAUUUGUUUCCAGUCUGUGUGAUCGUGUAUGUGUCUGUGUAUGUGUGUGUGUA
Molecule: messenger RNA, 6681 nt
Organism: Penaeus vannamei (Pacific white shrimp)
Lineage: Eukaryota; Metazoa; Arthropoda; Malacostraca; Decapoda; Penaeidae
Source: RefSeq, a predicted model, not a curated record